ACACGCACCAUGGGCGUAGGACUUCGUCAGGUCGCUACUCCCUGCGGGGCGGAGGCCUGAUGCUGCCGGGAGGGGAGCGGGGCAACUGCCAGUGGACAUGGCGGCGUGCAGCAGCGGGGCUGUGCUCGCUGCCCUGGGAGUGCUUAGUAUUUGUGCGGUCAGCGGCUCUGGGCCCAUGGCUCAGGGGGAGACCGGCGGAGAGGCGGGCUGGGCAGAGCCGUGGGAUGGUGCAGUUUUCCGGCCGCCCUCGGCGCUGGGCGCGGUGGGGGUGGCGCGCAGUCCCGGGCCCUCGCAGCCAGGGAGGGAGGAGGCCGUGGACUUGCCGGUGCUGCUGUGGUGGAGCCCAGGGCUAUUUCCCCACUUCCCGGGCGACUCAGAGCGCAUCGAGUGCGCGCGCGGCGCGUGCGUGGCAUCCCGGGACCGACGGGUGCGAGGGCACUCGCGGACGCGCGCGCUGCUCUUCUACGGCACUGACUUUCGAGCCUCCGAGGCGCCGCUGCCGCGCCUGGCGCAUCAGAAUUGGGCGCUCCUGCACGAGGAGUCGCCCCUCAACAACUUCCUGCUGAGCCACGGGCCGGGCAUCCGCCUCUUCAAUCUUACUGCCACGUUCAGCCGCUAUUCUGACUACCCGUUGCCGCUUCAGUGGCUGCCCGGGACCGCUUAUCUGCGCCGCGCGGCGCCUCCGCUACAGGAGCGCGCUGAGUGGCGCCGACGCGGCUACGCGCCGCUGCUCUAUCUGCAGUCCCACUGCGACGUGCCUGCGGACCGGGACCGCUACGUGCGCGAGCUGAUGCGUUACAUCCCGGUGGACUCCUACGGGAAAUGCCUACAAAAUCGGGAGCUGCCCACUCCGCGGUUACAGGACACAGCCACAGCCACCACCGAGGAUCCAGAGCUCUUGGCCUUCUUGUCUCGCUAUAAGUUCCACUUGGCCCUUGAAAAUGCCAUCUGUGACGACUACAUGACAGAGAAGCUGUGGCGCCCCAUGCAUCUUGGUGCUGUGCCUGUGUAUCGCGGCUCUCCCUCUGUGAGGGACUGGAUGCCCAACAAUCACUCCAUCAUCCUCAUUGAUGACUUUGAGUCACCUCAAAAGCUGGCAGAAUUUAUUGAUUUUCUGGACAAGAACGAUGAGGAAUAUAUGAAAUAUCUGGCAUACAAACAACCUGGGGGCAUCACCAACCAGUUCCUUCUGGAUAGUCUCAAGUAUCGGGAGUGGGGAGUGAAUGAUCCUUUGCUGCCUAACUACCUCAAUGGCUUUGAGUGUUUUGUCUGUGACCAUGAACUGGCUCGGCUGGAGGCCGAGAAAGCACACGCAGCCUCUCCUGGGGACAUCCCUGUCCCUGAGCCUCACAUUGCCCAGCCCUCACACAUGGACUGCCCAGUGCCCACACCUGGAUUUGGCAGUGUGGAAGAGAUUCCUGAGAAUGACAGCUGGAAGGAGAUGUGGCUGCAAGAUUAUUGGCAAGGUCUGGACCAGGGGGAAGCUCUCACUGCCAUGAUCCACAACAAUGAGACAAAGCAGAGGAAAUUUUGGGACUACCUACAUGAGAUCUUCAUGAAAAGGAACCAAAAUCUCUAAUUAUCCUUGCAAGAGCCUUAAAAUUGGUAGAGUUAAGGAGAUGGAAGUCCUUAUUCUACCAUGGGACAUGAGGGGCAUCUGCUGCAUAUCCCUUAACGAACACUGUCUUAUUAUGAGUUCAAGGAAUUCCAGUUAUAUCCACUGAUAUUUUAUCCUAAUGAUGUGUAUCCAGUGUCUCAGUUUGUGGUAGUAGGGCCUCUCCUCAAUGAGAGAUGGAGGCCUCUAGUUCUUGGAUUAAUGGAAAACAGAAGCCUGAAACACCCACUUGUUUUAAAGUGCUGAUUCAACAG
Messenger RNA from Herpailurus yagouaroundi (jaguarundi), 1869 nucleotides. It is a transcript of the gene POFUT4, whose product is annotated as protein O-fucosyltransferase 4. The transcript is spliced from 3 exons. The record is from RefSeq and is a predicted model, not a curated record. Gene Ontology annotation, cellular component: Golgi membrane. Gene Ontology annotation, molecular function: alpha-(1->3)-fucosyltransferase activity. Lineage: Eukaryota; Metazoa; Chordata; Mammalia; Carnivora; Felidae. Bases 98 to 1579 code for a protein of 493 amino acids.